AUGCCCUCAAUUGUAGGCACCCCGACGCGCUCGCCUAACAAACGGAGACGAACGACAUUCAAGGAAGAGGAAAAUUCUUCCGUCGAAGAGAGCCCGAGCGCUCAAGAAGUUUGCAAGAUGCUGCUUGGCACACCGCGUCGCACGCGAACCUCGCCUUCGCAACUCGUCACACCGACGAAGGCAACGGCCAAGCGACGAAGCCACAGUCCUGUGCUCAAGGAGAACGUGCCCGUGCACAGCGACAGCACUGAAUCACAUAGCGAUCAAGACGAACUAAUCUUCACUCCGUCAAAGGAGAUAGUCAAACGUGAGUGCCGGAUGAUGCCCGUUGUGUGACCCCCUUCGCGACGUCGACGCUUCCGCUGACGGUGGCUGCCCUCCUGAUCAUUGUAGCCGAGGAUACACUACCUACACCGCACUCGACACCCACAAAAGAUCGCGUGACAGCGCGACCGAUCAAAGACAUCUACACCCACGCUCUUCAGCUGCUCAGUCCCAGUGGGUCGACGCUCCCGACCAUUCUUGGGCGCGAUUCGCAAAGGGCCACCUUGGUCACCUUCCUCGCUCGACGCUUUCCGCAAGUCUAUCGCGAUCAUCCCACGUCUGCUUCCGAUAGCGCCAUCCCACCAGCCUCGCUCUAUGUCUCGGGUCCACCGGGGAUCGGCAAGACGGCUCUGCUCUCCGCCGUCGUCAACGAGUUCUCGGCGCUGGUCGAGCAGCAGGACUUGGAGGACGAGAUCUCAGUUCACAUGCAGACAUGUCAGACUUCCGGAGCUACGCAAAGCAGCAUCUGGGACAGGCUUGGCCGAGGAUUGGGGCUUGACAUGUCGCUCGGAACAGGGCACGCCAAGUUCACGAGUAAGCAAGCUUUCGAACGAGGCCUCGCUCGAGGCGGAAGUUUGUGAGUAGCCUCCGAAACUCGUUGGACUCUCCGGACAAGAAGCUAACUCAUACCAAUGGUCGCCGUAGCCUCAUCAUCCUGGACGAGAUUGAUCACCUCCACGCGGCGUCCGCGAGUGCGAAUCUGCUGCAAUCACUCGUCACCCUCGCGCACGCUCCCAAUUCGUCGUUGACUCUCAUCGGCAUCGCCAACACGCUCGACCUCAUGACUCGGUACGACCUGGCAAGCUCGGCAUCGUUGGUGCCGUCGUGGAAAAAGGGCAGGGGCACGUCGAUCGAUACGCCGACAAUGCAGCAGCUUCACUUCAAGGCGUACAACGCUUCGGAGAUCGAGCUCAUCCUUCGGCAGCGCCUGUCGAUGCUCGCCGACUCGUACCCCCUGGUACCCGACCUCGUAUCCCCACCCGCACCGAGCUCACGAACGAUCGUCCCACUCUUGCACCCGGCAGCGCUCAAACUCUGCGCCAUGAAAGUCGCAGCCAGGUCCGGUGACAUCCGCCAGGCAUUUCGAGUCGUCGAGAUGUGCGUUUCGUCCCUGAAGCGAAAGGCACGAGGCUCCCUCGGUGACGGUCCGGAGGCGCAGACCCUUCUUUCGUCGCAUACCCCCGAGACGGCUCCGAAAGCAUCGCCAUCCGAUAUCAACCUGUCGCUCAAAGACGUCGGCUUGUCCGUCUCGGCCGAGCUCGCUUCACAACUGAGCACUUUGCAGAGGAACGCUCGCUUCGUCCUCGUUUCGAUCUGCAUCGCCCUCUCGCGCGAAUCGCUAGCUGGUUUCGAAGCCAAGGCGCUCAAUCGCACCGUCAACGUGUCGAGCUGCUACGCCGUCUACCAGGAAAUGCUCGAACUAGACGAGGUGUUUCGGCGCAGCGCGAACCUCAGUCGCGGCGAUUGGGUCGACGCGCAAGGUCUCGUCGAAGCCAACGCUUUCGUGCGAUCAUUCUCGACGCAAGGAGCGGCCAAAGGACGUAAGCCCAAAGGGUCGCCGACUCGAAGAUCAGGCGCAGACGCUGCGGAUCCAAUGCUUGGGCUCUCGUCGUACGGACUGGACGAAGUCGUUGAUGCGCUCAAGACCGUCCCAGCGGCGGAAGGGAUGAGCGCGGGCGUGCUUGAGGAUACGUUGCGCAUCUCCAAGAUGAUGUUGCAUUGGGAAGAGGAACGCGUCUCGAGGGAGAGGAACAAGAAGAUGUUUGAGCAGCAGAGGGAUCGCUCGAGGGAUCACAAUGCCCCGAGUGAGGGAUUCCAUGGUCUUGGAUUAGAGAAGGGUCCGGCGUCGACUGGUGCGGGGAAGAAUGGGAGGAAAGCUCAAGAUGCUUCGGGGCUAGGGAAAUGGAUUGGCAAGAAGAGGAAGGUUGAAGACGAGGAUGAGGUCGAUAGGAAUGGACUGGUUGUGGGAGAACCCGAGGAGGAAUGA
Messenger RNA from Microbotryum saponariae, 2311 nucleotides. The record is from the annotation of a GenBank genome assembly. Lineage: Eukaryota; Fungi; Basidiomycota; Microbotryomycetes; Microbotryales; Microbotryaceae.